This is a messenger RNA of Fonsecaea erecta, 1044 nucleotides long. RefSeq lists its product as hypothetical. The record is from RefSeq and is a predicted model, not a curated record. The coding region runs from base 1 to 1044 and encodes 347 amino acids. NCBI's taxonomy places the organism in Eukaryota, Fungi, Ascomycota, Eurotiomycetes, Chaetothyriales, Herpotrichiellaceae. The transcript has 3 exons.
AUGGCUCCGGGGCGGUCAAUGUUAAAUAGAAUCGGGCUCUACAUCCCUCGCUCAACGUCUCUCUUCAACCAGCCACCGACCACCACGAACCCCCUGUCCACCUGCACAUAUCGGCUUUUCUCUGCUCACACACUCUUCCUCCGGUCACUCGCUCACCGGCCGAGCCACAUUGCCAUUGGGUUUUGUUCACAAGCGGCGUCGUCGUCGUCGUCAUCUACACGAGGAAGAGCCCUUCAAUAUCCGAGACCAUUAGCAAGGAGGGUCGUGCGGAGUCCGUAUUCUACAGUGGUCGUCCACAACAAAGGACAAGCACGCGUCCGCCGGACAAUCAGCUUCCUCGUCAUCAGCACUGUCUGCUUUGCGAUUGGAGCCUAUUUCGCUGUGACCUACGCCUCUCCUAUUCCCACCCCGUUACUCAUGGGUUCAAUGCCCUCGGACGCGGAGACCCUCUCCCUCUACUCCCCGGACAAUGACUUCGCACGUGAAGUUGACGAACACAUCAAGAACUGUGCCCUGGCGCAGUCACUGCGGGCAAAUCCGGAUUUCAUUGAAUCCCGACCGCACCUCAAAAUUCCCGAGGAAUUGAGACAACACAACCUGACGGCGGGGACAUUGUCCGGGCCUGGCAUGAUCGUGGUGCCCCCAUAUUACUUUAACGAGAAAGACGGCAAAUCAAUGGUGCAGAUAUUCUACGUCGGGACUGACGUCUCAGGACACCCGGGAAUCGUCCACGGCGGGUUUUUGGCGACCAUGCUGGACGAGGGACUGGCGCGAUGUGCGUUCCCGGCUAUGCCGAACAAGGUCGGCGUGACGGCUAACCUGAACAUCAACUACCUCAAGCCGACGAUGGCGGGACAGUUCCUGGUGCUGAGGGCCAAGACGACAAAAGUUGAAGGCCGUAAGGCGUGGGCUGAGGGCUGGAUUGAGAGCCUUGAAGUUGCCGAAGGCGAGGAGCCCGUUAAGUUGGUCGAGGCCACCGCGUUGUUCGUUGAACCAAAACAUGCAAAGGUAUUAAAAUCCCUGUACAGGGUGACCUCAGCAUGA